AUGUCUAGAAGUCGUGAAUCAUCGAAAAAUGAUUUUGAUAGUACUCCCGGGAAACGAUUUGAAUUAAAUCUUGAAAAUUCCCACGAUACCGAACAUGUUCCGGUAAUAAAAAAAGUUUUGGACUUACGUUCAUAUCAAACUGGAAUUGUGGGUAAAAUCACUGAAAAUUUGACUAAUGAAUCUGCUGUGACAGCUCCAAUGCCCACAAUUAUUUCAAAUAAUGGGUUUCCAAAGCCAGUUCAUCGAAAUGAAGAUACAAGAAUUUUUAAUAGUGAUUAUUUAGAUAUUGACCGUGAAAACAAUGAGAAAAUUGCAAAGAUGUCUGAAACUGAGAUUAAUGAGACUGUAGAAAUGUUACGCAAGUCUUUGAGUCCAGGUUUUAUAGAAAAACUCAUGAAGAAAAAAUCUCUACAUGUGCGAUUUGAAGAGAAGGUUCAAAGUAUGGAUACGGAAUUUGAUUAUAUUGAAGAUUAUUCUUCACUAGAUAAAAUGAAAGAAAAAUAUUUUCCUGACGUUCCUGCUGAACCCCAAAAGAUGGAAUGGAUGGGAAUUAAAUAUAAUAAUGAAUCAGAUCGAUCCAAUUUCGAAUCAAUUGGUAUUCCUUCGGAAUCACCGACAGCAUCCCUCAGAUUCGAUUUCAAUGGAAAUAUUGUAGAUAAGAAUUCUAAUAUUCCCUCUUAUUUGGGACUUCAUCAUCACGGAAAAGAUCCAGAUCAGGCUGGAUAUACAAUUUCAGAAUUACUUCACUUAACAAGAAGCACCGUUCCAAGUCAAAAAAUUAUUCCUCUAAAUAUUUUAGGACGUAUUGUUAAAAAGGUUCGUAAAGGUGUUUAUGGUAAAGAAAAUAAUGAAGGAAUUGCGGAAUACAUAAUGAGAAUGAAAUUACCAGUUUAUUUGAGAUCUGCAUUGGAUGACAGUUUUGAAUCAGUAAUUGUUGCUGCUAUAGAUGCAAUCGCUGCUUUGACUAUUGGAGGUUCGGAAGGGUUUAAUGAGGAGGAAGAAUAUUGGGAGAAUUUAUUCAAGUUAUAUCGUGGAUAUGAAGUGGUUGCUCUUAAGAUGAAUCCCGAUAAUCCAAUAGAAACUCAUUUUGGAAUGGAUAUUUCAUCAAAUGAUUUCAACGAAGAAUCUUUAGAUACAAUAGAGGGUCAUAACAAACUUGCCUCAAAAGAUUUAGUUGCAGGGUUCAUUUCAAUGGACAUUACACAUCGAUUUCGUUAUUUAUUACAAGUUUAUGAAUUACCUCCGAUCGCGAAUGAACAAAUUCUUCUUACGCUCGUUUAUUUUGCCCGUCAUUCACAUAAAUCUGCAAAAAUCAUUUAUGACUGUCCUCGGCUGUUGGACAUUAUACAUGAAAAAUUUAUAUCAUUGCCUUGGCCAAUAUUACGCACAGAAAAUAAUUCAUCCACAUUAAAAUUUCCCAGUUUGGCCGCUGCAAAACUAAUUCGUACAUUAUGUCAAACUUCAAAGAAAAUUAGUGAUGAAAUGAUAACCAAAUAUAUUGACUCAUUCCUUAGAUAUAUUGUAAUUAAUCCAGCUUCCCUAUCGGAAAAAUCGGAAAUGAUUAUAGGUUAUGAAAUUCUUAAGGAAACUUUACGAAUUUAUCAUACUCUCGCUGCAUAUGGAUUAUAUCAAACUCAUAAUAUUCAAGAGCCAGAGGCACAACCAAGUGAUUUUAUUAAAGAUUCCAUUGAUUUUCUUGCAAGAUGGAUAUCAUCGUUUCCAAUCAAUCUUACUUCAAAAAAUAUAACGGAAGAAUAUGUAAUGACAGCGUUAAAUCUAAUAUCAAGUAUUACAAGAUUCAUCUCUUCUUGGUGUAAAUAUUUAAAAGAUAAUUCUCUAAAGGAUAUUAGUGAAAUUCAAAGACUUUGGAAAAUAUUAAAUAUGGAACAUUGGCAUUCUUCUAAUCUUUGUAUUUUUUUGCAAAAUCAAUUGACAAACUUUACAAAUGAAGUAAUUCAAAAGAACAAUAUUUGGAAGAUAACAAAUUUUUCAGGAGCUGAUUCAUCAGAAGUUGUAAAGUCAAGUUUCUCGAUAGAAAUUUUACAAUUAUAUAUCAUAAAAAAUCCCGUAAAAGCAAAUUGGUUUGCUUUCUUUGAUAGAACCCGUAUUUAUUUGCUAUAUGAAUGGGUAAAUACAUUUAAAUUUUUAAUCCGUAAUUCCUCUUCCUUAGUACUUCUGAAAGCAGAAUUUAUAUCCGUUUGUAAUAUAUUGCCCGGAGAUGAAUCAAUGGCUUUAGAUAUAAUUAAAUCCAUAUUAAUGAUAUGUCCAAAAGCAUCGGAUGUUCUAGAACCAUUUUACAAACAUUUGAUAAAAAUAGAAAAAAUGAAAAUUCCCGAUAAACAAGAGACGUAUUCAUUUUCAGGAUCUCAAAAUGAUAAAAUUGAUAAAACUUUAAUGUGGGAUUAUAGCAAUGAUUUAACUGGUUUACCUUUAUCAAGAGGAUGGAUAUGGUCACCUAUAGACAUUUUAUUUAUUAAUAAGUUUAAAUCAGGGAUGGAUCAAGAAAGAAAAGUCGAAAUCAUUUAUAAUUGCUUAAUUUUUGCAUGGGAUUCAAUACAAAUCUGUAAUGAUUCAAUGAAUCCAACUUUUGUUAAGUAUAUCAUGGAUCCUGCAAUAACAAUAAUAUCCAUCAUGAAAAUCUUCAUGUUAGAAGGUGAAUUAUAUAAUGUUCCUGAAAAUAAAAUAUUGAUUGAAAAAAUUCUUUCACAAUUUACUUUUAGCCAAUUAAAUAUUAAUUCAAUAUUAAUGGAUGGUGUUAUUGAACAAAAAUCACUAGAAUUGGUUGCAAAGGAGGUUCUUAAAAUACCGUUUUAUCAAUUUUUCUCUGAUUUCAUAGGGGUCUACAUUGCUGAAUCAGCUGGAAACAAAUCUUUUGUUCAAUUGACUAUAAUGCCUUUAUCAUCCCUUUAUCCUGCUGAUUUCAAGCUUCUUGUUUGGAGUGAUUUACACAAUGUUUUAGGUACAAUUAACAUUGGAUAUGAAGAUGUGUUAUGCAUUAAUUCCACAUUGAAUUCAUACUUUUGGCCUAUAGAGUCAAAUACAGCAAUAUUACAAUCUUUUGUAAACUCUAUUCUUUAUAACAAAGUAACAAGGAAGAAAACUCCUUUUCUGUAUUGGAUGGUUAUACAUCAUUUAAAUGGGUUUGUUUUUUGGACCAAGUCCAAGGAAUCAGAUAAUUCCAAAAAUAAAGAUAACACAUAUAAAAAAAGGGUUGAAAUAUCAAAAGCAAUUAUCAAAAGUGCAAAGGAAGAAAUUAUUAUUGAUUGGUUGAAAUAUACUUCAAAAAAUUUUGGAAAAGAUUUAAAUAAUUUAAUUAUGUUUCCAGAAUGUUUUGUGGAGAUUAAUAAUUUAAUAAUUGGUGAAAGAGUAAAUCAAUUAAAAUUCUUUGGAUUGGAUUUAAGAGAGGAUAUUAUUGAUAUUUAA
This is a messenger RNA of Diversispora eburnea, 3423 nucleotides long. The record is from the annotation of a GenBank genome assembly. Lineage: Eukaryota; Fungi; Glomeromycota; Glomeromycetes; Diversisporales; Diversisporaceae.